Molecule: messenger RNA, 1047 nt
Organism: Boeremia exigua
Lineage: Eukaryota; Fungi; Ascomycota; Dothideomycetes; Pleosporales; Didymellaceae
Product: U3-containing 90S pre-ribosomal complex subunit-domain containing protein
Exons: 3
Coding region: 17-853 (278 amino acids)
Cellular component (GO): nucleus; 90S preribosome
Source: RefSeq, a predicted model, not a curated record
CACAAAACUCGGCAACAUGUCAGACUCGGAAUCCGAAGGAGGCGUGCCUCUGAUCGAGGCGGAGUUCGACCCUACGGCAAACUCGAAAAAGAGAAAGGCAGAGGCAGAGGUGGAGGGCGGAAUCGACAGCAAGAAGGAAAAGAAGAAGGCGAAGAGAAAGCAGAAGAAACAGGCGCGAGCAAAGAACAUUGACGAGGAUGACCUGGACCAAGAGUUGGGCGUGAACCACGCCUUUGAGCGCAUGGAUGGCCAGCUAGUAGCAGACUAUGUGAAUGCUCGAACACGGCUCUACGGCAAGGACCUGAGCAGUGUCGAGCUCGAAGACAAGUUCAUUCCUGCACGCACCGUGUAUGACAGCACCAGCUACAGCGACGCCCGCAAGCUGGACAACCUCCCAGCGUUCCUCAAGAAGCAAUUCGGCAAUCUGAAGCCCACGUCGAAUAAACCACCCGGAGCACCGCACACAAUUGUCGUCACUGCGUCUGGGAUCCGCGCGGCCGAUGUCUGCCGGUCGCUCAAGAGCGGGCUGCCCAAGCAGGGCAUCAAGGAUGCAAAGGUGGAGAAGCUGUUUGCAAAACACUUGAAGCUUGCAGACCAGAUAGCGAGUCUGAAGAAGAACAGGGUGGACUACGGCGUCGGCACACCUGACCGGCUGGCUGCGCUCCUCGAGGAGAAGGCGCUGUCUACGGAGAAUCUCAAGCGAGUGGUGGUGGACGUGUCGUACAUUGACCAGAAGAAGCGCGGCAUCCUCGACAUGAAGGACCUGCACGAGGCGCUGGUCAAACUGCUGCUACGGGGAGAGUUCAUGGGGGCGGACCGGGAGGGCGGCGACGAGCUGUUUGUGUUUUAUUGAGUAUAGCAUGUGAUAGUCGGUGGAGUUCAAGAUCGCUGCGAAGUCGCAAGAUACCCUAGAUAGCCUGAAUGGCGAACAUCCCAAGUCUAUCGAAUGCAUGUGCAACAGCCUGAAAUAGACGCACGACGCAGAUCAGAUGCAGGCGGGCUCGCUAGACAGGACUGGGUGUCUCGGAAGUGCAGCUCCAAACAUGC